AAAACAUAACCUUCUAAACAUGACAUCAAUUAUCUUAAGUGAAAUACACAAGUGCAAAAAGUGUCCAAUUUUUCUGAUUGGCUGUUCAAAUUAUCGAUAGUAUCGAAGUAGCCAUAUUGCUACAUUCAGAUCGUUCGUGACAGUUCAUAAUGGGUGAACGAUAUAAUAUUCACAGUCAACUGGAGCAUCUUAUGUCAAAAUAUAUUGGCACUGGACACGCUGAUACAACAAAAUAUGAUUGGCUUGUAAAUCAACAUCGAGAUUCUUGCAGUUCAUAUAUGGGUCAUUAUGAUCUUCUUAAUUUCUUUGCCAUUGCUGAAAACGAAGCUAAAGCACGCGUAAGAUUCAAUCUCAUGGAGAAGAUGCUUCAACCAUGUGGACCACCUCCAGAAAAGCCUGAAGACUAAGGAAAAACAAUCCUACUUUCUAUUAAGGACCUUAUUUAAUAUGACUCAUUUAGGUAUUAUUUCAAUAAUAUACAUUUUUACGUCAAUGUAAAUUUAUUAUUUAAAAAAUAUAUAUAAUUAAAAAUAAUUUUAUACUAA
Molecule: messenger RNA, 545 nt
Organism: Leptopilina boulardi
Lineage: Eukaryota; Metazoa; Arthropoda; Insecta; Hymenoptera; Figitidae
Gene: Sf3b5
Product: splicing factor 3B subunit 5
Exons: 2
Coding region: 150-407 (85 amino acids)
Biological process (GO): mRNA splicing, via spliceosome
Cellular component (GO): precatalytic spliceosome; U2 snRNP
Source: RefSeq, a predicted model, not a curated record